UUGCUGUAUGGCUGCAGAUCUCAAGGGAAGUGAUUCCCUUUCAAAUCACGCCUUCUGCUUUGUUUUCGGUGCGUAAAACACUGCUUAAACGGCUUCUGGACUAUCGUCAAAACGUUAUUUACAACUAUCACAUGAUGCUGCAUUAUAUGACAAGUUGUAACUUCAGGCUAUAAGGGUGGCAUCUUCCGGAUAGUGUGAAAUCACGGAGGCUCUAAUUGAAAGGAUUUCUUCAUAAGUGUUUGAUGUAUAAUAGACGUGGAAAUCAGUAAGUUGUGAAGGAGGGCAUCCGCACACAUGUUGCAACUAAGCGCAACAUUCGAUUUGCAGCAGGAUGUGGUGUCAAGUAUAUUUAAGAAAGAGGCGACUGUAGGAAGAAUCAAAGAAUACUCAGGGAUCGUUGACACUCGGAUCCUCAACAUUGAAAGGGAUGGAGGAGUCCUCUACUCCUGGAAAGGGACAACAGGGACCACCAGGAUCGGGAAAUACGACCCCAAUACCAGACAGAAUAAGCUCCUCUACACAUUUGACAAGCAGGUGUGUGUCAGCAGCUGUUCUCUGAAUAAGGAGGAGACUCUGCUGGCAGUCAGUUUGGCACAGAGGACAAGAACAGAGGAGCGCCUCAGACCAGUUUCAAAAUGUCUGACCCUCCUCAUUGAGAUCCAUCCCAUUAACAACACUAAGGUCCUGAAGGCUGUCGACUGCCGGGUCAGAGUUCAGUUCAUCCAUCCAGACACAGAGAGGGACUCAGUGCUAGAGAGUCACCUGCUGCUGGUAGCAGAAGAUGGCUAUGUGGAGCAGCUCCAUGUGAUGCUGGUCAGACAAGAGGGUUACAGAGUGGUGAUGUUGAACCCAGAGUGCCUGGCCAAAGACAGGGUGGCAGAGGAGUUCAGCUGGGUCCAGUGGGACAGCCAGACACAGAGACUCUUCUACCUCACACACAGGGAAAAAGCUGUGCUGAAAUGUGUGCAGUUCUGCCAUGACCACAACUGUGAGACCUUGUUUGAGCUUGAACUGGAGUUGCCCUCUAACCCUUUCACCUGUAUGAGGUUUGUUAACCUGGGCUUUGACCAUCACCAAGAGACACAGCAUGAACGGGAGGAGAUGAGGAUGGUGGUGAUCACCAAUAAAACAGGGAGUAUGUGUGUGUGUUACAGCCAGCCUGCUUGUGCCGACCAGGAGAUCAAAUACACCAUAGUCCUGGUGCACAGAGGCUGCAGUAAAACGUUCUCAGUGGCUCUGGAUGGCACCCCUAGUCCAUGUAGUACAGAUCUCCUCCCUCUCUUCAUCCCUAUAGGUUACUACGUGGUGGUCUACCUGUCUGGUCACUUACUGCACUGCAUCAACACCAGACAACAGGAGCUGCUCUGCCACAGUCUCUUCCUCUCAGGUGUUGAUGCAGAGCUGGGUGUGUUGGGAUCAGACAGUGUGGUGUUGUCUCUACCUGAGUCCUCUCUGCUGGACCUGAACACAGGCAGGAUGUUCACUGUAGACCUCAACCCCUCCUUCCUAAUGGACCUACUGCACUGCAGCCACAGUAGACCUGAUGCUCAACGCCUGGCUGCCCUGCACUGUCUGCUGCUCUACAUGGGACCCAACGCUGCACUACAACUGAAGAUCAUAGAUUGGAUCUGUGACAAUGUCAUGCCGUUCGACACCUUCGAUCAAAUUCAGGAAUUUAUUCUGGCGUCACUGUACAGGCUCAUCUAUAAGAAGUGUCUCAGUCUGGAUGAAGUCCUACCCUACUCCUCUGUGUUUGAGAAGAAGAAGGUACCCGAGGGUCUCGACCAGGUCCCUGGUGUCACCUGCACCACAGAGCUCCAUGCUGAACCAGUGUUCAAAGGAAAGGCCAGGAGUCUCCAGGGCUUUUGGGAAGAGCUGCAGUGGAGCACAGAAAAGAUGAAGUACUUUGAGGCGGUUCCAAACCCACGAUACAGAACAUCUCAGAACCUGCCAGACUGGACCAAGCUGCUCACUACCCUGAAGUCAGAGAACAAGAAGGCGUCUAACUAUCUGCGUCACAUUGAGGAGAACACUAAACAAGUUCUGUCGAUGGUGGACAGCUGGAAUCUUGAUCAGAAAGUGGUUCCGUUGUUCCAGGAGGAGGAUAGCCAGCAGAGGGCGCUCAUAGGCCUGAUGGUGGACAAGCUGAGAGAGCACCUCAACAGACACCUGCCUCGUCUGGGGAAGAAGAAGAUCGACGUGCUGGUGGUGAACUACGUGGCCAAGCUGCUGGAGCUGAUCAGACGCAUGCUGGAGUCUGUGUGGCUGAAGUACAAACUGGGCCCUCUGGUGCUGUGCUUAAAGCAGCAGGGGAGUUCAGCGGAGUGGGCAGUGUUUCACGUGAUGUGUCGGAUACUGGAGGCUACAAAGACUCUGUGUCUCCCCCUCCCUCCUGGGUAUCACACUCUACUGUCCGUGUUGGGGGUUCGCUGUCUCCCCAGACACACCUUCCUGCAGUACGUUGACCAUGGUGUGCUGCAGCUCACUGAGACCUUCGUCUCACGACUCAUGACAGAUCUAGACAACAGUGAUGCCAACGAGGAGCUGAAGUUCAGCGUUCUGAAGAGACUACCGGAGCGCAUGGAGCAGAGGAUCUGUCACCUGUGGGAUCACCCCAUCAGUUCAGCCUGUAUCUCCAGAGACUAUGUCAGAGGCCUGCUGGAGAAACACGCCAAAACCAAAGGUUCUAUGUUCAUGGAGAGAGACGAGCCUGGCUUCAGGCCUGAGUUCCUGCCUCUCACCUUCCUGACCAAAAUUCUGUUAGAUGUGGAAGAUCGAGCUCUGAACCCUUUUGAGGAGCAGGAGAAUGUGGAUGCCAGGUUUGUGGAGGAGACGGCUCUGAAACAGACUCUGAUCCUGCUGGGCUUCCAGGACAAGUGAGGGAGGGAGAGACCGAGAGGUGGAGGGAGGUGAAGAAAGAGGGGGAGCAGGUCAAGGCUCCCAAGUUUUCACUCAACACUCCAUAUUCCACUAGUACUCAGAGAGCGGGGACUGUGUCAGAGAGCGGGGACUGUGUCAGAGAGCGGGGACUGUGUCAGAGAGCGGGGACUGUGUCAGAGAGCGGGGACUGUGUCAGAGAGCGGGGACUGUGUCAGAGAGCGGGGACUGUGUCAGAGAGCGGGGACUGUGUCAGAGAGCGGGGACUGUGUCAGAGAGCGGGGACUGUGUCAGAGAGCGGGGACUGUGUCAGAGAGCGGGGACUGUGUCAGAGAGCGGGGACCGUGUCAGAGAGCGGGGACCGUGUCAGAGAGCGGGGACCGUGUCAGAGAGCGGGGACCGUGUCAGAGAGCGGGGACCGUGUCAGAGAGCGGGGACCGUGUCAGAGAGCGGGGACCGUGUCAGAGAGCGGGGACCGUGUCAGAGAGCGGGGACCGUGUCAGAGAGCGGGGACCGUGUCAGAGAGCGGGGACCGUGUCAGAGAGCGGGGACCGUGUCAGAGAGCGGGGACCGUGUCAGAGAGCGGGGACCGUGUCAGAGAGCGGGGACCGUGUCAGAGAGCGGGGACCGUGUCAGAGAGCGGGGACCGUGUCAGAGAGCGGGGACCGUUUGAGAGAGCGGGGACCGUGUCAGAGAGCGGGGACCGUGUCAGAGAGCGGGGACCGUUUGAGAGAGCGGGGACCGUGUCAGAGAGCGGGGACCGUUUGAGAGAGCGGGGACCGUGUCAGAGAGCGGGGACCGUGUCAGAGAGCGGGGACCGUGUGAGAGAGCGGGGACCGUGUGAGAGAGCGGGGACCGUGUGAGAGAGCGGGGACCGUGUGAGAGAGCGGGGACCGUGUGAGAGAGCGGGGACUGUUUGAAAUUACACUUUAAAUGUUGAUUACUCAACGUUCCAAUACAUGAGAAUCUAUGAAAAGACAUUAGAUUCUGAUGAACAAUGGGUCUGGUGACAAUAGUCAUCAGUUAACCAGAUUUAUAUUUCUGCCCUCUCUGCCUGUUGCUCAACCCUCCCACACAGACCAGAUGGAUGAGGCUCUUACAGUAAGAAGGGAAGUUCUCUGGAAGGUGUCUGAAUUACCACAACACGUGUCCUGUAUGAUGUCUGUACAUUUCCAUUUCAGAGGAACUGAUGCAUGGUUAGAUUUCAGGAAUAACACAGUGAUUUGGAGUGGAAUCCAGGAAAUGCGUUGGAUCAGGUACAAUAAUAAACUGGAAAAGGGAUUUUUGUUGUCAUGUUUCACGUGUAAAGCCAUAUUGUAUCAAUGAAACUCUAAAUAAAAUAUUUGUUGCAUGUUUCUAA
Messenger RNA from Salvelinus namaycush (lake trout), 4237 nucleotides. Its product is annotated as gamma-secretase activating protein. The record is from RefSeq and is a predicted model, not a curated record. Gene Ontology annotation, biological process: positive regulation of amyloid-beta formation. Gene Ontology annotation, cellular component: trans-Golgi network. The coding region runs from base 295 to 2880 and encodes 861 amino acids. The transcript is spliced from 31 exons. NCBI's taxonomy places the organism in Eukaryota, Metazoa, Chordata, Actinopteri, Salmoniformes, Salmonidae.